Eubalaena glacialis (North Atlantic right whale) is the source of this 1231-nucleotide messenger RNA. It is a transcript of the gene TPD52L1, whose product is annotated as TPD52 like 1. The record is from RefSeq and is a predicted model, not a curated record. Bases 181 to 756 code for a protein of 191 amino acids. Gene Ontology annotation, cellular component: cytoplasm. NCBI's taxonomy places the organism in Eukaryota, Metazoa, Chordata, Mammalia, Artiodactyla, Balaenidae. The transcript is spliced from 6 exons. Gene Ontology annotation, biological process: positive regulation of apoptotic signaling pathway; positive regulation of MAP kinase activity.
CAGAAGCGGGCAGACGGAGGUCGCUCCGCGGUCUCCACCCCUUCAGCGCUGCGCUCGCUAAGAGCGUGCGGGGAGAGGACGCGAGCGGCUGUGCCAGCUGCGUUCCGAGCUCGGGCCCCGCUGCUGCUUCUCCUCCAAGCGCCGGGCGUCCCCGCCGCGCUCAGUCCGAAGUCGGCCACCAUGGAGGCGCAGGCACGAGGUUUGUUGGAGACUGAACCACUGCAAGGAAGAGAUGAAGACACAGUAGCCAGUGCUGACUUCCCUAGCAUGCUCUCUGAGGAGGAAAAAGAAGAGUUAAAGGCAGAACUAGUUCAGCUAGAAGAUGAAAUUACAACAUUACGACAAGUUUUAUCAGCGAAAGAAAGGCGCCUGGUUGAGAUAAAACAAAAACUCGGCAUGAACUUGAUGAAUGAAUUAAAACAGAACUUCAGCAGAAGCUGGCAUGACGUGCAGACUACUACUGCCUACAAGAAAACACAUGAAACUCUGAGUCACGCAGGGCAGAAGGCAACUGCAGCUUUCAGCAACGUUGGGACGGCCAUCAGCAAGAAGUUUGGAGACAUGAGGAAUUCUCCUACUUUCAAAUCAUUUGAGGAGAGGGUUGAGACAACUGUCACAAGCCUUAAGACGAAAGUAGGCGGGACGAACCACGGCGGAGGCAGCUUCGAGGAGGUGCUGAGCUCCACGGCCCAAGCCAGCGCGCAGAGCUCGGCAGGCGGUCCCCGGCGGGCCGAGGGGGAGGAGCUGCAGUGCUAGGGCCCCGCCCGCGCCCGCAGCCGCCUCCAGGGACCCUGCCCUGCCCGCGCGCAUCCGGAUUUGAAGACCAGAAUCCCACUGGAAGACCUAGGCCUUGACCUUGUUCUUCAAAUGGCUUCUCCUGAAAGUUUAAUUAAAUGAUUUCCACUUGAAUUUGUGUUGAUGAUGGACCACGUGACCAUCACACUUUAGUAUUCAUAGAUUGUCAUCUUUUAAAAUGUCGGCUUCAGCAGGUACACAGUUGGUCACGACUCUUGUUUUUUGUGUACGUCAACAUAUUUUCCAAACAUGUAGCUAUUAAUUAUUUGCUUUGAUUUUUGCUUGGACUCCUGUACGAAGUGCAUGUCUUUGAAGGCUCAGUGCCCCCUUUCAGUUCUGUCCACAGGAUGGAGCUCUUUCUGACCGUCUCUAGCAGUGAAUGGGAUGACACUGAGAAUUUCAUCAAACUGCUUCCGAUCUCCCUCGCCUACUUUAA